AUGUCUUCCAAUUUCUAUCUUGAAGGUACCCCAGAUGAAGUCAAGAAUGCAAAGGGACUUCAUCUUGUAACAAUGUCAACUCCCAAUGGCAAAAAAGUUCAGAUUAUGCUCGAGGAGUUGAAGGCGGCAUAUGGCACCGAAUACACUCACUCUCUCAUUCAUAUCUCAACUAAUGAGCAAAAGAAAGACUGGUUUUUGAAGUUGAACCCGAAUGGUCGAAUUCCUAUCUUGAUCGAUAACACUAAGACUCCUCCAUUUCCUGUUAUGGAGACCAGUGCAGAACUACUUUAUCUCUUGAAAGAGUUCGAUAGCAAGGAUAUGUUUGGGUUCAAGGACGAGUUGGAGAGAAAUGAGUGCCUUCAAUGGCUGUUCUUCUGGCAUGGUAGCGGUGCCCCGUAUCAAGGCCAAACGAACUACUUUUCCAAGAUUGCAAGCGCGAAGAAUCCAGAAGCUCUAGAGAGAUUCAAGAACGAGACCCUGCGCGUUUUUGGGGUGCUCGAGAUUCGCUUGUCAGGCAAAUAUACUGGUGAGCCUCGUGAGUACUUGGCUGGCAAUGGGAAAGGAAAAUAUUCCGUUGCUGAUAUUGGAACUUGGCCAUGGGUAAGUGGAUGGGACUUCUCUGGUGCAAUCUCAAAGGAAGAUAUGAAUGCAUUCCCGCAUGUAUUGAAGUGGAUUGAUAGAAUUGCUGAGCGACCCGCCGUUCAAAGUGGAACUGCCAAAAGAUGGCAAAAUUGGUGA
Messenger RNA from Botrytis porri, 738 nucleotides. RefSeq lists its product as uncharacterized. The record is from RefSeq and is a predicted model, not a curated record. Bases 1 to 738 code for a protein of 245 amino acids. NCBI's taxonomy places the organism in Eukaryota, Fungi, Ascomycota, Leotiomycetes, Helotiales, Sclerotiniaceae. The transcript is spliced from 9 exons.